Neurospora tetraspora is the source of this 1800-nucleotide messenger RNA. RefSeq lists its product as uncharacterized. The record is from RefSeq and is a predicted model, not a curated record. Gene Ontology annotation, molecular function: UDP-glycosyltransferase activity. NCBI's taxonomy places the organism in Eukaryota, Fungi, Ascomycota, Sordariomycetes, Sordariales, Sordariaceae. The coding region runs from base 1 to 1800 and encodes 599 amino acids. The transcript is spliced from 2 exons.
AUGGGAUCCAUCUCGCAUACCAAACGUGUCCUACUCCUCACCAACUCCGAGCACGGCCAAGCCAACGUCUUCCUAGCCACCAGUUACGCCCUCCUCACACUCCCAGACGAAGAUGUUGAUGUCCACUUCGCUUCCUUCCCACCCAUCCAGAAGUAUGUCCUCUCCACAUACGAAGAUGCCAAGCGUGACAAGGCUCUUGCCCGCCCCAUCAUCUUCCACACCAUCCCGGGCAUCGACAUGGUAUCCGCUUGGCUCCGACCCGAAAUCGCCGCCGACCGGGUCAACAUGAACCAAACACGCAUCGGCCUCAUCCGCGCCAUCCGGCGCAUGCGCCUCCUGUUGCGGGUCACGCUCCCCUGGCUCGGCCCCGAGUUUGUUGAGAUCUUCUGGGCCAUCGUCGAGAUUGUCACCAAUGUCCAACCAUCCAUCGUCGCGGUCGACCCGGCCUUUUCCCAUGCUUUGACCGCCCUCGGCUAUAUCAACCAUAGCGACCGAAGUCCCAACACCUUCAAAUUCAUCAUUCUCUCCCCCAACACUAUCAAAGACUUUGCCAUGCCCUUCCAGCCCCACGCCCAAGCCCUCUGGAAGUACCCGUGCAUCGGGAUGGCCUACCCAUUCCCUGUUCCCUUGCUCUACAUCCCAUGGAAUAUCUACCUGAUUUUGUUCUCCAUUAUUGUUGCCGCCUUCCUCGACAGCAAUCGCCGUUCCAUCCAGCGACAUCUCACGUUGCACACUGAUGAGAAAACAAAAGUCACGACGCUAAACGAUCUCAGCCUCAGCCCAGAUAGAAUGCGGGUCAAGUUUCUCGUGGCUAACCUACCGGAGGUUGAGUUCCCGUUGAAGGUCAUAGCAAGGCAUAUUAUUCCGUGCGGACCGAUGAUCAGACCGUCAAAACCGCUAGAGGAGGCGGAUCCGGAGUUGGCGGGGUGGUUAAAACAAGGUGGUAAGACGGUGUAUAUCAAUCUUGGGACGCAUGUGCUGUUUGAUGAGGCGGGGCAGAAGGAGAUGGCAAGGGCGGUGAGGAUGUUGUUGGAUGUGGCGAUGGGGACUGUGUGGAGGGAUACGGAGAAGAGAUUGAGGGGGUUGAAGAUCUUGUGGAAGGUGCCCGGCUUUGUGAAGAAGGGGAACGAGGGAGGUCGGAAGGGAGGUAAAGAGGACGGUGGUGGUGGUGAGGAGAAUGAGGCCGGUCAAGAGGAUGGAUACUGUCAUGGGGAUGGAGGAUGCCGUGAAGAUCAAAAGAAGUCACCAAUCUACUCCAUUCUUGGCCCGGAAAUAGAGUCAGGCACCGUACGAAUAGUCAAUUGGUUCCAAGCUGAGCCAACAGCCAUCCUACAAAGCGGUAAUCUGGUUUGCGCUGUUCACCACGGAGGCGCCAACUCGUUUCUUGAAACCGUCUGCGCCGGUAUCCCUCAAGUCAUUCUCCCUUCAUGGAUGGACUGCUACGAUUUUGCCCGCCGAGUGGAGAUCCUCGGCAUUGGGCGCUGGGGAAACCGCUUGGCUUCCGAGUCAUCUGAAAACAGCAAUAAGUUGUGCAAUGCGAAGGAGCUGGCAGACGUUUUGAUCGAUGUCGUUGUAGGGGGGAGAUGGUCGGUGUACGCAGAAAAAGCCAAGGAGUUGGCGAAGGUUUGUGGAGGGCCGGAAGUGGGAAGGGAAAUUGCCGCGAGAAUGAUUUUGAGGGAGAUUGACGGGUCUGAAGGAGAUGAUGCUAUUGACGAUGGGCAGGAGGGAGUGGAAGCCGCGAGGGGUAGGGGAGAGAAGAAUGCGGAAAAGGAAUUGUUGAACGGCAAAGGAAGUUCAUGA